Messenger RNA from Lacerta agilis (Sand lizard), 7726 nucleotides. It is a transcript of the gene DOCK5, whose product is annotated as dedicator of cytokinesis 5. Bases 33 to 5648 code for a protein of 1871 amino acids. The transcript is spliced from 52 exons. Gene Ontology annotation, biological process: cell migration; small GTPase-mediated signal transduction. Gene Ontology annotation, molecular function: small GTPase binding; GTPase activator activity; guanyl-nucleotide exchange factor activity. Gene Ontology annotation, cellular component: plasma membrane; cytoplasm. NCBI's taxonomy places the organism in Eukaryota, Metazoa, Chordata, Lepidosauria, Squamata, Lacertidae. The record is from RefSeq and is a predicted model, not a curated record.
CAAGCGGGGAGGGGAUCCCUCCGAGCCCCGGCAUGGCCCGCUGGAUCCCUACCAAGCGCGAGAAGUACGGCGUCGCCAUCUACAAUUAUGAUGCCGUCCAAGAUGUCGAGCUGUCCUUGCAGGUUGGUGAUACAGUUCACAUCCUGGAGAUGUAUGAAGAUUGGUACAGAGGAUACACUCUUCGGAAUAAAUCCAAAAAGGGCAUAUUUCCAUCAACGUACAUCCAUCUGAAAGAGGCAACUGUGCAAGAUGGCGGACAACAUGAGACAGUAAUUCCUAGUGAGCUGCCUUUGGUCCAGGAACUCACUAACACUUUGAGGGAAUGGGCUGUGAUCUGGCACAGGCUGUAUGUGGAGAACAAGAAGACUCUCUUUCGCCAUGUGCAGCAGAUGACCUAUAGCCUAAUUGAAUGGCGGUCCCAGAUCCUCUCCGGCACCCUUCCCAAAGAUGAGCUGGCUGAACUCAAGAAGAAAGUCACAGCCAAAAUAGAUUAUGGCAACAGGAUCUUGGGGCUGGACUUGGUGGUACGAGACGAUAAUGGCAACAUCCUGGAUCCAGAUGCUACCAGCACAAUUGCACUCUUUAAGGCACACGAGACGGCAUCCAAACGAAUAGAUGAAAGGAUCCAAGAGGAAAAGUCUUUGCAGCAGAAUGUAGACCUGCGGGGACAGUCCAUUUUCAAUACAACCCACACAUACAGUCUUUAUGUCAAUUUCAAGAACUUCGUCUGCAACAUCGGUGAGGAUGCAGAGCUGCUUAUGAGCCUCUAUGAUCCUGACCAAUCCAAGUUCAUUAGUGAAAACUACCUGGUUCGUUGGGGAAGUAAUGGAAUGCCAAAGGAAAUUGAAAAACUUAAUAACCUUCAAGCCGUCUUUACGGACCUUAGCAGUUCUGACCUGAUACGGCCUCGAAUCAGCUUGGUGUGUCAGAUUGUGAGAGUAGGCCACAUGGAGCUCAAAGAGGGCAAGAAACACACCUGUGGACUCCGGAGACCCUUUGGAGUGGCAGUGAUGGACGUUACUGACAUCAUCCAUGGAAAGGUGGAUGAUGAAGAGAAACAACAUUUUAUUCCCUUUCAGCAGAUUGCCAUGGAAACGUACAUCAGACAGCGGCAGUUAAUCAUGGCACCGUUAAUAACCUCUCAUGUGAUUGGAGAGAAUGAGCCCCUCACGGCUGUCUUCAACAAAGUCAUUGCUGGCAAGGAAGUGAAUCACAAAGGGCAAGGCCUCUGGGUUUCUCUGAAACUGCUGCCUGGUGAUUUAGCUCAAGUUCAGAAGGACUUUUCUCAUCUCAUUGACAGAUCUACUGCUGUGGCCCGCAAAAUGGGAUUCCCAGAGAUUAUAUUGCCUGGUGAAGUUCGGAAUGAUAUCUAUGUGACCCUAAUGCAUGGGGAAUUUGACAAAGGGAAGAAGAAGACCCCCAAGAAUGUCGAGGUCACUAUGUCUGUUCAUGAUGAAGAUGGCAAUCUCUUAGAGAAAGCUAUCCAUCCAGGUGCUGGUUAUGAAGGUAUCUCUGAAUACAAAUCAGUUGUCUACUACCAAGUCAAGCAACCUUGCUGGUAUGAAACUGUCAAGGUGUCCAUAGAAAUAAAAGAGGUCAGCCGCUACCACUUAAGGUUUACAUUUCGUCACCGAUCAUCACAGGAAUCGCGAGAUAAAUCGGAAAAGGCUUUUGGAAUGGCUUUUGUGAAGCUGAUGAAUGCAGACGGUACCACUCUGCAGGAUGGCAGACAUAACUUAAUAGUCUACAAGGGUGAAAACAAGAAAAUGGAAGAUGCUAAGUUCUACUUAACUCUGCCUGGCACCAAAGUGGAGAUGGAGGACAGAGAUGGUCUUCCAGCCAAACAUCAUGUAGCCAACUUUACCCCAACCAAAGACAGUACCAAGGAUAGCUUUCAGAUUGCAACUCUCAUCUGCUCUACAAAGCUGACACAGAAUGUUGACCUACUGGGGUUGCUGAAUUGGCGUUCAAACUCCCAAAACAUAGGACACAACUUGAAGAAGCUGAUGGAGGUGGAAGGAGGAGAAAUCGUCAAGUUCUUACAAGAUACACUUGAUGCGCUUUUCAGCAUAAUGAUGGAGAUGUCUGACAAUGAAACCUAUGACUUCCUUGUUUUUGAUGCACUAGUAUUUAUUAUUUCACUGAUUGGAGACAUCAAAUUCCAGCAUUUUAACCCAGUACUCGAAACUUACAUUUACAAACACUUCAGUGCCACCUUGGCCUAUGUAAAACUUACCAAGGUUCUAAACUAUUAUGUCGGAAAUGCGGAUGACUCCAGCAAGACGGAAUUGCUCUUUGCCGCUCUAAAAGCCUUGAAGUACCUCUUCCGGUUCAUAGUUCAAUCGCGAGUCCUGUACCUAGGGUUUUAUGGGAAAAGCGAAGAUGGAGAUGAGUUUAACAAUUCCAUCCGCAAGUUGUUCCUCUCUUUUAACAUCCUCAUGGACAGGCCUCUUGAGGAGGCUGUCAAGAUCAAGGGUGCUGCCUUGAAGUAUUUACCAAACAUCAUCAAUGAUGUCAAACUGGUAUUCGAUCCUGUUGAACUCAGUGUCCUCUUUAGCAAGUUUAUCCAAAGCAUCCCAGAUAACCAGCUCGUCAGACAGAAGCUCAACUGCAUGACGAAGGUUGUGGACAGUGACCUAUUCCGUCAAUCUGAGUGCCGAGAUGUUCUCUUGCCUUUGCUCGUGGACCAGUUAAGUGGUCAGCUGGAUGAUAAUUCCAACAAACCUGAUCAUGAAGCUUCUUCACAGCUCCUUAGCAAUAUUCUGGAGGUUUUGGAUCGGAAGGAGGUGGGACCCACGGCAGCUCACAUCCAGCUGAUUAUGGAGCGCCUGCUGAGGAGAAUAAACCGGACAGUGAUUGGAAUGAGCAGACAGUCUCCUCACAUUAGUAGCUUUGUCGCCUGCAUGACAGCUAUCCUGAGACAAAUGGAUGACUCCCAUUAUACCCACUACAUCAGCACGUUCAAAACCAGACAAGAUCUUAUUGAUUUCUUGAUGGAAACCUUCAUCAUGUUUAAGGAUCUGAUUGGCAAGAAUGUCUAUGCAAAUGACUGGAUGGUCAUGACCAUGACACAGAGCAGGAUUUUCCUCCGAGCCAUAAACCAAUACACCUCUGUGCUCAACCGCUUCUUUCUCGAUCAGGCAAGCUUUGAACUACAGCUGUGGAAUAAUUACUUUCACUUGGCAGUGGCCUUUCUUACCCACGAAUCUCUCCAGUUGGAGAGCUUCUCCCAGGCUAAACGGAGCAAGAUAGUCAAGAAAUAUGGGGACAUGAGGAAGGACAUUGGCUUCAAAAUAAGGGACAUGUGGUAUAAUCUAGGGCCUCACAAGAUCAAGUUCAUCCCCUCUAUGGUAGGCCCGAUCCUGGAGGUGACCUUGACACCUGAGCCCGAAUUGCGAAAGGCGACCAUCCCUAUAUUUUUUGACAUGAUGCAAUGUGAAUUUAACUUCAGCGGGAGCAGAAACUUCCAUAUGUUUGAAAAUGAGCUGAUAACAAAACUGGAUCAGGAAGUUGAAGGUGGUCGUGGGGAUGAACAAUACAAGAUUUUGCUGGAGAAACUCCUGUUGGAGCACUGUCGGAAGCACAAAUACCUCUCCAGCUCAGGCGAAGUGUUUGCUCUCUUGGUUAGCAGCCUGCUAGAAAACCUCUUGGAUUAUCGGGCCAUCAUGCAUGACGGGAGUAAAGAAAACCGCAUGAGCUGCACUGUCAAUGUGCUGAAUUUUUAUAAAGAAAAGAAGCGAGAGGAUAUUUACAUCAGAUACUUGUACAAACUCCGCGACCUACACACAGGCUCUGAAAACUACACCGAGGCAGCAUACACACUUCUCCUUCAUGCAGAGUUGCUCCAGUGGUCUGAUAAGCCAUGUGCUCCACAUCUGCUUCAGAGGGACAGUUACUAUGUCUAUUCGCAGCAGGAAUUGAAAGAGAAGCUCUAUCAAGAAAUCAUUGUUUUCUUUGACAAAGGCAAGAUGUGGGAGAAAGCAAUCCAGCUAAGCAAGGAGCUUGCUGACAUGUAUGAGAACAAAGUUUUCGAUUAUGAGGGCCUUGGCAAUCUCUUGAAAAAACGGGCCACAUUCUAUGAGAACAUCAUGAAGGCAAUGAGACCCCAACCAGAGUAUUUUGCUGUUGGGUAUUUUGGCCAUGGAUUCCCCUCCUUUCUGCGGAACAAGAUCUUCAUCUACCGUGGCAAGGAAUAUGAAAGGAGGGAAGACUUCAACCUGAAAUUACUGACCCAGUUUCCAAAUGCUGAGAAGCUGAGCAGCACUGCUCCACCCACAGAGGAGAUCAAAACGUCUGUUAAGCAGUAUGUCCAGUGCUUCAUAGUGAAACCUGUAAUGAACCUCCCACCAAACUACAAGGACAAGCCUGUUCCAGAGCAGAUUCUAAACUUCUAUAGAUCCAAUGAAGUGCAACAAUUCAGAUACUCCCGGCCAUUCAGAAAGGGAGAAAAAGAUCCUGAGAAUGAAUUUGCAACUAUGUGGAUCGAGAGGACCACCUACACAACUGCCUAUUCCUUCCCAGGAAUCCUCAAGUGGUUUGAAGUCAAACAGGUUGCAGUGGAGGAAAUAAGUCCCUUGGAGAAUGCCAUUGAAACGAUGGAGCUGACAAAUGAGAAAAUCAGCAACUGUGUUCAGCAGCAUGCCUGGGACCGCACCCUGCCUGUUCACCCUCUCUCUAUGCUCUUGAAUGGCAUUGUCGAUCCGGCCGUCAUGGGUGGAUACACCAAUUAUGAGAAGGCCUUUUUCACAGAGAAAUAUAUUCAAGAACACCCUGAAGAUCAAGAUAAGAUUGAACUGCUCAAGCAACUGAUUGCUUUACAGAUGCCUUUGCUGGCUGAAGGGAUUCGGAUUCACGGGAAGAAGCUGACAGAACAGCUGAAGCCUCUUCAUGACAGACUGACCUCCUGCUUCAAGGAGCUGAGGGAGAAAGUGGAGAAGCUCUAUGGUGUGAUAACUCUGCCUUCUUCACUGACGGAGAGAAAGCAGAGCAGGUCUGGGUCAGUGGUUUUGCCCUACAUCAUGUCCUCCACUUUGAGGAGGCUCUCGGUUACCUCUGUGACUUCCUCUGUGGGAUCAACAUCCUCUACCUCAUCAGACAGUACUUCCUCCAGACCAGGAUCAGAUGGAUCUAUUCUUGAACCACUGGUGGAAAGGAGGAAUUUGACAUCCUCCAGGAUGGAGGAGCUCCCGGCCAAGGAUGAUAGCGAGAACCGGACUAAUAAAUUCAGGCGGAAGGACUGGAGCCUCAGCAAAUCUCAGGUCAUUGCAGAGAAGGAGCCAGAGGCUGAGCUGACUUCCAUCAUGAAUGCAUCAGGAAAAGCACCAAGGCCAAAGAGUCUCCAGCUGGGGGAGAGCAGACUGUCGCUACUUCAGGGCUCAUCACUGCAGCAGGCCACACCUCUCAGCCCACUGCCGACUACUCCCAAAACGCCAAGAACCCAAAGCUUUCCUUCUUUGCAGGCAGAUGGAUUAGUGACUCUUAACUUGCAGAGCACUCCACCCCCACCUCCACCCAAAUGCAAUAGCAGCUCAAGGAACUCCGCAGAGGUCGCUCCACCUUUGCCCAACAGGCGGGAAGUCAGGCCUCCCCCUCCUCCUCCAAAAGCAAGGAAAUCCAGUGUCAUUUCUUCAGAUCCAGGACUGCAAUGAAAACUCCAGGCCAGCCCCCGCCCCUUGAAUGAAAUGUCUGCUGUCUUGUUUCAUGUAUAUGUUUUUCUUCUCUUUCCUGGGCUUCCCAGUGAUUUCCUCCUGCUGGACAAACAGCUGCACCCUCUUCAGCCAUACAAAAAUAAGCCGUUUAAUCUGUGUCAGUGAUUUGCUGUUUGAUUCCUAAGCUUCUGAUUUUCCCAGUUGCACAUCAAGGCACCAAGCAUUAACAUGUUGGCCUUCAGCCUGCAUCUGAGCUUUGACAGGUUCAGCUGGCCAAUAAUCUGUCUGUUCCAACCCUCUUCUUCUGAUGCCAGUAAGGCAGCAGCUGUGCUAAAGCUGUUUUCCUUAGUGGAGUUCUGCACUUUAUUGGUGAUUGUUGGCCUUUAAAUGGAUUAUAAGAAGAUCCCUGCAGUAUCAGGCCAAAGCAUCCUGUUCUCACAGUGGCCAACCAGUUGCCUGUGGGAAACCCACAGCCAGGGCCUGAGUGCAACAGCAUCUUCUCCCCACCCCCUGAGAUUUCCUGCAACCCGUUUUAAGAAUCCUGCUGCCUCCAGCAGUGGAGAAUAGAACAUAGCCCCUUAUAGCCUUCUCUUCCAUGACUUUGUCUAAUCCUCUUUAAAGCAAGAGGGAAGCACUGUAGCAUGGAAGGCAUCCUUUGACGUCCAUCAAGGCUACAAUGGAUUCUCGGGAGGAGUUCACCUGCACCCAGGCAAAGAUGAUGUUGGAACAGACAGGUGUAUCCACAGAGCAAGCUGCAGUCUUCCACACAAGCUCCCCAACAAGUUCAAGCGAUGCUUUACUUUGUCAAGUACAUGGAUAUUAUUCAGAAGAUUCUUGUCAAUGAAAAGAGGGCACUAUCCCCAUGACCCAUUUUGUUCCACUAUGUACAGUUCUGGUAUAGAGCAGAAGUUCUCAGUAUUUCUUUCUCUCAGGACUUUGCCAGUGCUGUCAUUUAUACUGUCAGUUCCUCAUUUUGUCUUAACUUAUCCAACCUUUGCACACAAACAGGGUUAAGUACACUACUUCAACUUCUUUUCUUACUUUUACCGAAAUUGUUGGUGUACAUUUUUUUGUUCCUCUGUCAAGUAGCUUGUUGCCUUUAAGACUGGCUUAAAGAUGUAAUUAUCCUUGAGAAUUUAGAGGACAGAUUGUGGACAAUGGUGCUUCCUGGUCUCCCAAAGCAAGAUUUGUAAACGAAGACCUGUUAGCAACUGAACUCUUUGCUAAACUGCAAAUGUAUGUAUAGCCACAUGUCUAGGCCUGUAAUGUAUUUACACUCAUGGGUUUUUUUGUUUUGACUUUGUAAAAUAAUGCUUCCAUGUUUCCUUGUUUUGUACCAGAGGCUCGCUCAUUGCCUAACCCGAGAGAGAGAGAGAGAGACUCAGAUAUAUUCCAGAACUAAUCCAGAUUGUUGGAUUAGUCAUAUUCAGACUUUCAGUUCCCCCAGGCAAGUAGAAUUACAAGAGGGUGAGUUGGGUAGGUGUUGGCUAACACCACUUCUCUCUUUCACAUCCUGUGCUGGAGGGUGACCAUUCAUUGACAAGCAAGAUCCUAAAUCGCAUAGGAAGUCUCCACAAAUAUAGCAGGCUCUCCACUGCAGGCUCUUCCAAUACAUGGGGUUGAUUGAUUGAUUGAAUUUCUUUGCAUGCUCCAUUUCCACAGUGAGCUGUGCCCAAAGUGGCUUGCAAUAAACGUUCAAGAACAAAGCAUUGGGGUGAAGGAGAGAAGUCUGUUUACAAAACAUCAAUAAAUUCAAAUAGGGCAAAAACCAUAAAUUUUAGCAAACACAGAAUAAAUUCAAUAUUACAAAAGAAAUAAUGUUUAUGUAAACAAAAGUCCUACCUGCUUAUGCUGGUCUGGUCUUCUUUCAUUCCAAGGAGCCUCAGCAAAAACAGUUUGGAGGGAAGAGGUCCUCUCACCUGGCUAGAUGGCUUACAGCUUGUUGUUCCUUGUCUUCUCCAGGGGAGAGAACCAAAGGGAAGUGCUGAAGACAGCAGUGAGGGUACUGUAAGUCCUCUUCCCACUGCUGGCGCAGGUCUCCUUGCACUGACUGGAGUGAGCGUAGGGCAGGUUGGAGA